GGGCGUAAUAUUGAAUGUUUGGCCCGUAAUACUCUUUGGUGAAUACUCUCAAGAAAUAUCCCCUAUGCAUGACUAAGCUCGAAUUUAACCUUCAUAAAAAAGAACUUUUAGUUUUCAAUUUAAUUUCAAAUUAGAAAUGAUAGUUUGAAAAAGAUAAUAUUCUCAUCAAAUUAUCAUUGUGGGAAAAGGCAGAUAGAUAAUUGCAGGUAAUUGACAAAAUCGUAAAAAAGUCUAAGUGAAUAUUAAAUUGGAAAAAAACAAUGUAAGUGACAAUUAUUUUUGACCUCUUUUUCCGUAGAUGUCAAAAAAUAUUCUUUUUGUUGAAAAAAAUGCAAAUUUUUAAACAGUCAUCGUUGAGUCGCCCACCAGAAUGGAAACCGUCCGCUGGGGCACCCUUCCGGAGGAACUCCGCGCCAUGCCGUUCACGCUGCGGAUCAUGGAGUUUGUUGGGUUGUGGGGCAGUUGGGCAAAUUUUUACCGGUUUGCGCUGCUGUACUCGCUCGGCAUAAUGGACAUUGUGUUUCCGAAGAUCUUUUUGGGCAUCGGAAGCGACGAUGUGACGGCCAUUUGCAAGGGAGUGGCCGAAUUGAUGUUUGAACUGUCGAUCUACUGCACGUUGGCCAUUCUUGCGGCGAAGAGGAAGACUUUUGAGCAGGUGAUUCGUGGGUUGGAUGAAAUCUUUCGUGAAGCCACGUUUGGGGAAGAAUCCAACGCUUGCUACGACAUGAUUUUCAAGCUUAAUCAAACAAUGCGAAAGGUGUUCAGAUUUCUGGUUGUUUACUGCAUUUAUGCCCCAUUUGCUUUCGCAUUACCGUCGUUUUUGAUCAGCCAUUGGCGUUUUUGGAGUGGAUCUGAACCGCUAAUCUGUGAGCUACCAAUGGAGCAAAAGUUUUACGGGCUCCAGAUUCGGACCAACUUCACUCAUUACCACAUUUUUGUGGGGAUUUCAGUUGCAGCCUACUGCGUUUGCGCUUUCUUGGAACUCAUUAAGGUGACUUCGACCUGCUUUAUGAUCAAGUACAGUUCGUUGACAUACCGACUGGUGGCGGAGAAAAUUCGGAAAUUGCCGCAAAAAGAUGGUUCAAAGACAAAAGUAACAGUUGAUGAUUUGAAGAGGGUGGUUGAGCUUCACCGGAAGGCCUACAAAAUUACAGAUUUGAUUGAGGAAAUGUGUCAAGUACCCGUUGCUUUGGAGUUUCUCUUUUGCAUCAUGGUUUGGUGUCUGAACAUGAUCUACAUUUCACAGAAAAUCGACCUAAAUCUGAUCAACGUGAUGAUCAUAUUCUUUCUGUCGCUGGUGCACGUGUUUUGCUAUUCCUACCUGGGAUCGGAGUUGAUCGAGGAGGCAGCGGCCGUCGGCACGGCCAUCUACGAUCUGCCGUGGUACGAGCAUUCCGCUGAGCUGCAGCGCUACUACCGGCUAAUGCUUCAACGCACGCAGCGGCCUACUGGGAUCACGGGGGUGAAGUUUUUCGUCGUCGAGCGGACCACGUUUUUCAGCGUGGUGCAAAUGGCUUACUCAUAUUAUCUGGUCCUGAAGGACGUUUUGAACAAGUUGUAAAACCAAAAGAAUAAUGAUAAAUAUGAUAGUGUUAUUGCUAAAAAUGUAGCUGUUCUCAUAAAGAAAUAAAUAAAUCUGACGAAAGUACUUCAAUUCGUAUUAUAUAAUAAUAUCAGUUG
Messenger RNA from Culex pipiens pallens (northern house mosquito), 1680 nucleotides. Its product is annotated as odorant receptor 22c-like. The transcript has 6 exons. The record is from RefSeq and is a predicted model, not a curated record. Bases 371 to 1561 code for a protein of 396 amino acids. Gene Ontology annotation, biological process: sensory perception of smell; detection of chemical stimulus involved in sensory perception of smell. Gene Ontology annotation, molecular function: odorant binding; olfactory receptor activity. Lineage: Eukaryota; Metazoa; Arthropoda; Insecta; Diptera; Culicidae. Gene Ontology annotation, cellular component: plasma membrane.